This is a messenger RNA of Schistosoma curassoni, 981 nucleotides long. Lineage: Eukaryota; Metazoa; Platyhelminthes; Trematoda; Strigeidida; Schistosomatidae. The record is from the annotation of a GenBank genome assembly.
AUGUCAACGGUUGAACUAAAAUUAUCCAAGUUAGAUCAACGACUGAAGUUGGCUGUCAGCGAACGACGUUUCUAUGAGGCUCAUCAACUAUACAAGACCAUACAUUUCCGUUGUAUUAUGCGGAAAAAUUAUCAGGAAGCAUUAAAAUAUUUGAAACUAGGUUCUGAGUUUUUACUUGAUAAUGAACAGUGGGAAAGUGGUACUGAGUUAGCUUGCCUUGUACUUGAAGUGUAUAGCCAGAGUGAAACAGUUUUGACUGAAUCUCAUCUAGAUGAAAUUUGUGAACUUUUGAUACGAAUGUGUCCUGGUGAAGAAAGGACACGUUUUGUCCACAAGACACUUCAACUUCUACAGAAGCAAAAAGAUCUUCUGGCUGUGUUCAAUGGAUAUCUCGCUCGUGUAUUGUGGCAAGAAGGAUCUUUCAGUGAAGCAAGGUUGCGUAUCAUGUUAUCUUCUAAUGGCUAUGCGGCUGGUGUCUUCCUUGUUGCUUUGCAUCAGCGAUACGGGCUUCGAUCAGAAAUCGAUUUAUUUAUUGCACAAGCUGUCCUUCAGUUUUUAUGUAUGAAGCAAAUCUCAGUUGCCAUAUUAACGUUUUACACAUAUACACGACGUCACCCUCGUUUAGAGCCUGGGCCACCGUUUGCAGAUUUUCCUUUAUUAAAUUUCCUAUGGUUUCUGAUGUUAGCCAUUGAAAAGAAGUGCAGUCUAGCUGUAUUUUCAGUACUAUGUGAAAAAUACAGUCCCCAACUGAACAGAGACUCUUCUUAUUUAAAAUACUUGGAUAAAAUCGGCCAAUUAUACUUUGGUGUUAAACCUCCUGCAAAUGAAAUGAAUAAUUUUUUUUCACGGAUAAUGCAAAUGUUUAAUGAUGGAGACAAAAUGGAGGAUUCUGUGUCAAGUGAUGACUUAGGUCGUUGUGCGCUGAAUGGGAGUACCGAUGUAAAUUCACCAGAGGAAAUGUGUUUUGAAGAUGUGGAUUAA